Molecule: messenger RNA, 1350 nt
Organism: Trypanosoma theileri
Lineage: Eukaryota; Euglenozoa; Kinetoplastea; Trypanosomatida; Trypanosomatidae
Exons: 1
Coding region: 1-1350 (449 amino acids)
Source: RefSeq, a predicted model, not a curated record
AUGACAGCAUUGCCAACGACAGAUCCUACAGCAGAUGUAUUUAACGCUAUCAAUGGAUUUCACAGCAGCCGCGGCGGUGACACAACUGGAGCCGAUGCAUACAAUCCAUCACUAGAUAUCCAAGAAGAUAUGUCAGCAAGUAAUUUAACUGAACAGCAGCAGCAGCAACAGCAACAACAACAUGGUCGUACAUCAGACAAUAAUAAUAACGGCGAUGUUGGCUUUGAUGAUUUCUUUUUUCACAAUCUCCCACCCAUCAGCAGUCAGGAUGAGGCGGCGCACGCUUCUGCGUUUGAAGGAUUCUGCUUUGAUGAUAUCUGUGGUGAUGGCGGGUGGCCAACUACCGCACUUGUACCAAAUGAGACAUCCAAUGAUGGAAACGGGCCUUCUACCACUGAUGUGACGAAUGGCAUUACAGAAGAUCAUCACAAUUCAACAGAGUUAUUUGAUUUUCUUCUUACUAAUGAUACAACUGGUGGAACAGAUGCUUCUACUGCGGCUUUAACUUCUAUGGCUCAUAUUUCAUCCACACGAGUUGAAGUUGAUCAAACCAUUCCUAAUUUCAUCGGAGUGGAAUUGAAUGGAAAUCCUGCAAUAACACCUGCUCCUAUUUCUGCUUUUUCUCCUCCUUCUACUAAUGGAAUGACCACAACUACGGCUGCUACUUCCUUUGACGGACAGAAACAUUCCACAGUACUGGAGACACAUGAAAGGAACACAAAUGCUCCCUCUAUUCCAUCUACUCUUAAUAACAUGGCAGGGAAUCACUUACCACCCAAUAAUGUUGGUAACGGCCAUGGGGUCAUGUGCGAGGAGACAGUUUCUAUUCAAGAGCCUAUAAAGACGAUUCCCACUUCCCCAAAUCUCAAGUCGCGGGGUUCUCUUGGAGUCAAUGACACUUCUAUUGCAUCUACGGCUGGAUCUGCAGGAGGGGCAGCGGCGGUAUCUCGUGUCCCACGCGAAGGUGUGGAAGAACUUCUUCGACGUGCAGAACGUAUUCUUCAUGAGGAUGUCAAUAAUGAAACAAAACCAACUGCAGGUGAUACUUCCACAAGUGGUGAUCAUGAAGGCAUCAAUCCAAACAAUAAUAACAACAGUAGUAACAGUAAUAAUCCUGAUAGUUUCUUUACAGCACAAGUUUCACAUUGGCUUCGUCGAGGUGCGGAGGUGCAAGAGAAUGCUCUCUCCACAGUGGCGGAGCUUCAACUGAGUCUCACACAGACAAUGCGGUUAUUCGGCGCCCACAGUGGUGUCUCUUCUGCGCUUGGGCCAAAGUACACUGCAACACCAGUGGUACUCACACUUCCGCUGGUAGUACCAAUGCUUCAAUCCCUUCUUGAGGAAGAUUGA